Messenger RNA from Torulaspora delbrueckii, 2388 nucleotides. It is a transcript of the gene PET111, whose product is annotated as Pet111p. The record is from RefSeq and is a predicted model, not a curated record. Lineage: Eukaryota; Fungi; Ascomycota; Saccharomycetes; Saccharomycetales; Saccharomycetaceae. The transcript has a single exon. The coding region runs from base 1 to 2388 and encodes 795 amino acids.
AUGCUACGAAGAAAACCAUUACUAUGCCGAACGUCUCGAAUAUUGCAACUAUUUCAUGUCAAAUCAAUCAGCCGUGAUACUCAUAGGACGUAUUCGUGGCUGCGACCUGUUACCAGCCACCAAGAUAAAGACGAAAUCAAAGACUGGGUCAAAGGCAGUUUACACGAACCACUUCCAGCCCAGCACUUCCCCGAACGGCUUGACCCUACCGGAAGUGCUCAUGCAGUGACGAAAGGCUCCAGUCGCUCGAUAACAAUUAUAUCUGAAGAAGAAUACUGCCUUCUUUGGCGAAAUAGUUUCAGGACAGCCGACUUGACGGCAGUUGAACAAGUGCUCGAAAGGGCAAAAUGCGGAGUCUUGUUCAAUAUCGCACAGAUUGCUGUUUUAAUUCGAGCAUUGAGCAUUGUACGAAGGAACUACGAGAUACAUGAAAUAUACUGUGCUUACAAAGAAUACCUUCCCUUGAUAGAUGCACAAGCGACCCAUUCAAGUGCUCAUCAGGAAUUUUUGGAGACUAUUCUACGAGUCGAACAGAGUCUCGGCAACUAUCAUCUAUGCGAGACCCUUUUUUCUGACUAUAUCAAAUGUCCAAAUCUCGAUCCCCAAAUUAUCUUGAUUGGGCUAAGAACAUUUCUCCGCAAUGACAAUUUGCAACUGGCCAAACAGUUUUUUAUUCAAGUUUUGGAUAAUCCAGAAACCUUCCCCAUUACUAAAGUAGAACUGAAGUCUUUUCUUACUGACCUAAGUGGGUUUAAUGAUCUUGAGACAGCGCAGUUCGUCUUCAAACUUUGGCUAUCGAAAAAAUGUGACGGAUGCACUAUCUCGCUUGACUAUUAUCCAGAUGGUGACACAAUUUCAAUACUUCACAGACUUUACCUGCAAGCUAAUGACCCAGAUGGCUUGAAAGAGUUCUUGUCACUUGAAGCUGUCAAGAAAAGUGGCUAUCCUUCAGACGUGAUGUUCGAAGUAAAUGAACUUUGCCAUCAAUUGCGACUUGAUAAAGAGAUGUUAGAUGAGAGUCAAGUCGCUGAAAAAGUGGACUACUUUCUUACCUUACUACAACACAGGAAGUCCGAUCGGAGGCAAUUCUAUUCAUCCCUGCUGGAUUCCUUAGUGAAGGGAAAGAAUUUCAGCAGCAUACGACAUGUGGUAUCCAAGGUUCGAGGCGAUACGCAAAUACGGUUAGAUGGUUCCUUCCACCUUAUAAUUGCCAGGUUUUUUGUCAAGCAAGGCCUGUUGAAUCAUUUGCUUCAAUAUUACUCUGAUGUUGUGAGAAAUCAAACCGCGGGACGGAUACGUUUAAAAGUCGAAAACAUAGAACAAUUAUGGCUAUGUGCAUUGCAAACCUACCCUUUUCUCACAAGAGAGAUAACAAACGAACUCAAAGUCAUUUUGGAUAAUAAGAUAUAUCUGCGCAGAUUUACCGAUUUGAGGAAAAUCAUUAGGCAAACAUCACAGGUAAGAAGAAGAAGGCUAAUGGGUGGUGACGAAUACAUCAAAUCUGCAUUGUCAUUGACCGAUUUUAGGAGGUUACAGAAGUUUGAGUACGCAGUGUCGAAGAAUGAUGUCGCAGGUGCGAUAACGGCCAUUAUGGAAAGUUUGAAGCAAGGGACCAAGCCGCAGUUUGAUUUUUAUUUUUGUGCCAUACGAAUCUCUUUGACUGCUUCCCUUCCAUCACUGGCAAAAUCUUUGAACGACAUUCUUUUGAAAUCAUACAGAGCCCCGCUAAAGCUAAAUAUUCUUUGGCUCAGAUAUGAUGCUCUACUCCAGUACCAACAAACGGUUUCCAAAUCUGAGAUGCUCUCAUUUGGUAAGGUACCAUUAAUCGAAGCGCAAUUGAAGGAGUUUCAUCGGUCUCAUCAGGAGUCACUAAAUUUCCAGAAUUACCUGCAAUUAUCACAAAUAAGCAUUUUCAUCCGAGACUAUCAUCAAGCGUCCUUAUUACUGAAUAGAGCAUUGGGGCUCAUCGACAAGCAAGACAGACAGCAAUGGCUCAUGUAUUAUAUGACUGCUUUGAAAUUAUCGACGCGCCUUUACAAAUCGCAAGACUUUCUAAGAACUCUGAAGGAUUGGAAUCAGAACACCAAUGCGAGUUUGAUAUCUCAUGGUUGCAUUCGACAAAUCAAAGCAUUUACCAAACUUUUCGUUAAGAGACGUAAUCAAAAUUUUGACUACGACUAUGAAGUAGCUCAAGAGAUCUCCAAAGAAAUCGAGCUGGCUGUUGAAAAAUACGUCGGAUUGAAGUUCGAAGGUUUGAAUGAAAGUCGCAAGCUUUGUAAACUUUUAACGAGGUGGCUGAACCAAGAGAUGAAAGAACUUGCAAGAGAUGAGCGUAAGAGACGCAAAGCAUUAGACCUCGCUGUCGCUGAAUAUUCCGACGAAGCAUGA